AUGGCGACGGGCGUGAAGCCUCAAGCGGAGGACGUUCUGCUCACCGUCUCCGUCCAAUAUCCAAACCCCGAGUUUCACUUCCCGGAGCGACGGGUUAUCCUCGAACAGAAGCACCCAAGCGUUGUGAACAUCGGCCGGACAAGCAAGCGAUUUUCCAACUUGGAAGCAAGAGCGGAUAACUGCUACUUCGAUAGCCCGGUGAUGUCCCGGGAGCAUGCGAAAAUCACCGUCGACUGGUAUCACAAGAAACUAUUCGUCAAAGACGUCGGCUCGCUGCACGGAACCUACCAUAACUCUCUAAAGCUGUCUCCGCAUACAGCGAAAGAGCUGGCAAGGGGCGACAUAGUCAAGUUUGGGAUUGACAUUCAACGGUCCAACGACCUCUUUCCCCCGUGUACGAUCCAGGUGGACUGGGAAUUCGACCACCUAGCCAAAGCCAAAGCUUCAGAGCUCAGUGGUCGCCCAACCUUUUCCGUCCCCGAUGAUUCCGACUCAGAGAGUAGCGACGAAGACAUGUCUACUACGGACGAUAUCCGUGCCACCGUCGAGAAGAUUCGCAAGAUCGAGAUGCCCAAAUCGACCACAGGCUUGGCUGGUUCCUUUCCCAGCUUCAUUCCUCCGGGGGUGGAGCCAAUUGUCAUCGACGAAGAUAUCCAGAAGGAUACAGAUAAGCCCUCCGAACGCGCUCCCAACGCCACGCAAGAUCAGGAGGUGACGAUUGAGCUGGAUGCUCCGUACGACGAAGAGGAAGACGAGGAUAUGCCCUCCAGCCAUAGAAUGAACUCGAAACUCCCUCUGGUAUUCGCAUCGGAGUCAGAAUCAGAGGAUUCUUACGAUGACGACGAGUCCGAAAGCUAUCCCGAUGAUGAACCUUCGAGCCAGGAAAUGCCCGACGCUUACGACGAUGACAUCUGCCUCAGCGACUCCGAGACUUCCGAGCACAGUGACGACGCUGAAGCCGACAGCGUCUUUGAGAGCGAGAGCGAAGAUGAGAACCUGACAAGAGCUCCAAGCUAUGACGAGGCUAAGGACAUGGCAGCCGCUUGGGAAGCCCAGGAUCCUUCUCUUACCUUUACGCAAUCGCAACAAAUGCUCAGCAUUCCGCACGCAAGCUACUUCCCUCAGCCAGAUGCUGGUCGCCAUUUCUUCCCCGCGCCUAUGCCGUCACUCCCUUCUAUUAUACCUUAUGUAGGUUUGCAAGAACAAGGACGUCAGAACGACCUCAGACUGCCGUCGAUAUUGAACCCUUCGGAUGAUCACGUUGAGAAUCCCUUCCUAGCUGAGAUGAACCCCGAGCAAAUGCACACGUCUGCACCGACGGAUUACCUUCUUCAAAGCGAAGGAGUAGCACCACUUCGUGCUUCAUGGGAUCGGGUCCCAAAUACUCCCAAGGUUGUCACUGCCACGGAGUCUCUAGCGUUCUCCCAGGACGAUGGGCCAUCAGCUGAAGCCCUUGGCCAAGCUACUGGAAAGCCGGAGUUUUUCGCAGCCAGGGAGGUCAAUAAGCAAAUCUUGCGCCGCAAUGAGCAAGAUAACGAUACAACCCCAGUCCAACCUCGCAGCCAGGUUCCCGAGCCGCCUGCGACUUCCACUGAGCCAUCUACGUCAAAGCUCGGGCACCACAUUACCUCCGAUGCAGCCACCGCGCCGGAGCCGGUAAAUGAAACGCCCAAGUCGGCCAAAGUGGCCGAGUCGGCCUGGUCUAGUUCUGGGGAGAAAUUCCUCAACAGUCCUCAAGACUUCCCUCUUACAUACGCAACGGAAACUCCCGAGCUUGAUAUGACCAGUGCAUAUCAGUUCCAGCAAAGCAAGUUGGGCUCACUGGCACAGACUGAGGAUACUUCACUGAAUAUCCCUACCGGGGAGAAGGCUACUCCAAAGCGUAAGGCUAGUGAAAUCUCAACGCUCACGCCUCAUGAGGAGACGAUCGAGGCGGCUGUGAAAAGCGCUGAAACCGGGGCGCAAAUAACGGCCGAACAGCCCAUAGUUGUUUCUGUGGUUACAGAGCCGACACCAGAAGCACCCCCUCCCCCUAAGCGUCUGCGAAGCUUUUUGAGCAAGGCUGGGUACUUCGUUGGUGGCGGCGUGUUGACUGCGGCAGGUGUCGUAACAGCACUUGCUGCAACCGCCCCUGCUCUUUGA
Molecule: messenger RNA, 2142 nt
Organism: Colletotrichum paranaense
Lineage: Eukaryota; Fungi; Ascomycota; Sordariomycetes; Glomerellales; Glomerellaceae
Product: FHA domain-containing protein
Exons: 3
Coding region: 1-2142 (713 amino acids)
Cellular component (GO): cytoplasm
Molecular function (GO): protein binding
Source: RefSeq, a predicted model, not a curated record